This is a messenger RNA of Prunus avium (sweet cherry), 605 nucleotides long. Its product is annotated as remorin-like. NCBI's taxonomy places the organism in Eukaryota, Viridiplantae, Streptophyta, Magnoliopsida, Rosales, Rosaceae. The record is from RefSeq and is a predicted model, not a curated record.
AUUUUCUUUUUCUCAUUACCUUCCUCUCUGAGAUCACCCAGAUAGCCAUCGAAGAAGAAAAAAGCAGAGAUAAUUUUGAAGCGUCUAAGAAGUUACUUCUUAGGCCUUCGAUUUUCUCUUCUUCGUUGUUCGCGUGUUCUAAUUCGAUUUACUACAAAGGUAUUAGGGUGCAUUUACGUCCAAAUCCCAUGGCGGAUGAAAAGCGAAAGGCUGCUCCUGAAAAGGAUACAAGUGCAAUAAAAAAAGUUUUGUCAACUAAGUCAUUGGGUUUAAUCAAAGCAUGGGAAGAAAGCGAGAAAACAAAAGUAGACAACAAGACAAAUAAAAAGUUAUCUAAUGUUGUUGCCUGGGAGCUCAGCAAGCAAGCAUAUAUUGAUGCGCGACAGAAGAAGUUUGAGCGAAAACUAGAAAGGAAGAAGGCAGUGUACGUAGAAAAGAUGCAAAAUAAAAUUGCUGACAUUCAUAAGAAAGCAGACGAGAAAAGGGCGAUGGUUGAAGAUGUGAAAGGGGAAGAACGUGCAAAGGUAGAAGAGAAGGCUGGCAAAUUCCGUGAAAUUGGGCAUGUACCAAAGAAAAUCCUAUGUUUUAACUUUUGAAAUUUGUGU